AUGACAUCAACGAAAACUGUUCCUAAUGUAACAACGCUUAGCAUAACCCAGCCAUGGAAUGCCUCAAAUGCAAAUACAUCGACAAGUCCUUCAGUAGUUGGAUCUAGAAGUUUGGAUUUAAAUGGUCAAAAUAUUGCUUGGUUGGUUUUGGCAAUAUUCACUCUACUCACCAACUGUUCAUUUUUAUUUUUAAUUUCAUAUAUUAAGAACUUAAGAAAACCUAGUAAUAGCUUUAUUGCUAGUAUGGCUGUUUUAGGUAUACUCUGGUCAGCGAUGUAUAUUUUUCCUCGUUGGGCGUUAAGUUCAAUCAUUAAUAAUUCUGAAAAUUGGUUCUACUGCAGCUUAACAGCGCUUCUUGGUAUCUUUUUCACUAUAGUAAUCAAUCUUCAUUUAUGCUUGAUAAGCUUAGAUAAAUACAUUGCAAUUAUAUUCCCGUUCUUCUACUUGAAACAUGCUACUAAUUAUGCUAUCACAAUUUCCAUUGGUGUGGUCUGGGUAUUACCUUUAUCAAUCGCUAUUAUUCCACCAUUAACAUUUCGCAAGUUUAGCUCUGGAGCUUGCGUUUUAGUAAAUUCCAACAAUUUAGCCGCAGAAGAAAGUUAUUUCAUUGCAGUCUUUUCAAUAUUAUUUUUUGUCCCAAUUAUUUGCAUGGUCUUUGCCUAUAGUCAUAUAUUUUUGAUUGCCAAUAAGCAGCUUAAAGUAUUGGCAGAUCAAGAUAAUUCUCAACGCAGGUUUCUUAACAUUAAAGCAGCUAAAUAUCUAUCAAUAAUUGUUGGCGUUUUUCUCAUCGCGUGGUUACCAUAUGUCAUCUUCUUUUUCGCACUUUAUGUCGGAGCAGUUAGACCUAACCUUGAAAUCAUUGAUGCACUUUUCGUCUUACGAUUUUUGGCAUUCUCUUAUCCAUGCAUUAAUCCAGUUAUGUAUGGUCUUUUACAAUCAGAUUUGCGUAAGUAUAUUAAUAAACAAAUGUUUUUUCGUAACAACAGGAUCGAAAUGUUAUCAACAUCUCAAUUUGGAUUUAGUAAUGGUAGACCAAAAUAA
Molecule: messenger RNA, 1041 nt
Organism: Trichoplax adhaerens
Lineage: Eukaryota; Metazoa; Placozoa; Uniplacotomia; Trichoplacea; Trichoplacidae
Exons: 1
Coding region: 1-1041 (346 amino acids)
Biological process (GO): G protein-coupled receptor signaling pathway
Cellular component (GO): membrane
Molecular function (GO): G protein-coupled receptor activity
Source: RefSeq, a predicted model, not a curated record